CAUUCAUAUUUAGCACAGACACUAUAAAUCUGAUUGAUAUUUCUCCAUUGUCUCUCAGAAAGUCCACGCUGCCUCUCUCACACACUUUUCUUCGGUUCUGAGAGCAGGAAUAAAAGACCACCAUGGGGGAUGCACCUAAAAAAUCAAAGAUCUCCUCCUCCCGAAGGCUGGGGUUAAAAAUUCGACUGCUGGCAGUGGCGGCUCAGAUGCUGCAGGAGGAGACGGAGCAGAAGAAGCAGGAGAGAGAAGCAUCUCUGCAGGAAAGACUUCCUCCUCUGGACCUGUCUGGAUUAUCUCUACAAGACAUGAUGGAACUUUGCAAAGAACUGCAUCACAAGAUUGAUGUUGUAGAUGAGGAGCGGUAUGAUAUCGGCCUAAAAGUUUCCAAAAACGAUCAGGAGAUUGAGAACAUGAAUCUGAAGAUCACCGAGAUUCAGAGCAAGUUCAAGAAGCCGAACCUGAAGAGAGUGAAGAUCUCUGCCGAGGCCAUGCUGAACGUCCUGCUGGGCUCCAAACACAAGGAGUCCGUCGACUUCAAGGCCAACCUCAAGACGGUCAAGAAGGAGGAGGAGAAGAAAGAGGAGGUCACUGACUGGCGUAAGAACGUGGAGGCCAUGUCUGGCAUGGAGGGCAGGAAGAAGCUGUUCGACGCCUCUGGAAAUUAAAGAAUAUGUUUAAUGUCAACACCAUCAAUGAUACAUAAAGUCAAGGGAAGGCAGUCAUGUCGUCUUGAACAAGAAGCAGCUUCACGUAUGAAAAGUGCAAGUGAUUGACUAUUUCACAAACUGUUUACUUGUCCUGAUGUUUGUGUUUUACUAAACAUGCUAAUUGUCUGAAGCUCUUCAAUCGGCCAUCGGAGGGCAGCAGAGUUCUUUCUGAAGCAGACAGAGGCCUCAGCCUGCAUGUUGAUGCUGGAGAAAUACUGUUUGUUAACAACUGCUACUUUCAGCUACAUUACCACGUUUUUACUUUGCGUAUUUACAACAUUUUAAACUGAA
Messenger RNA from Salarias fasciatus (jewelled blenny), 998 nucleotides. Its product is annotated as troponin I, slow skeletal muscle-like. Gene Ontology annotation, biological process: skeletal muscle contraction; cardiac muscle contraction. Lineage: Eukaryota; Metazoa; Chordata; Actinopteri; Blenniiformes; Blenniidae. Gene Ontology annotation, cellular component: troponin complex. The record is from RefSeq and is a predicted model, not a curated record. Bases 123 to 665 code for a protein of 180 amino acids. The transcript is spliced from 8 exons.